ACUACCAGACAAGACCGAUGGUAGAGAAGGUGACCAAAACGCCUCAUGAGGAUCUCAUAUGUCCGCUGUGUCUUGAUAUUUUCGAAGAUGCAACUCUUCUCAACUGUGAACACACCUUCUGUCGAAGAUGUCUCGUCAAAUGUGACGAAAGUCAAAGAGACAGUGAUCACCUGACCUGUCCUCUUUGUCGGAGUACCACCAAGCUUCCAGAGACCAGAGUUCCUGGACUCUCCAGGAACCGUUCUAUUGCUGAACGCGUCGAUGAGUACACCAGCUCCUUGGGUGGAUUGAUGGCGCUUCUGGAUGCCAAACAAACGUGCUCGUCAUGCAACGAGGAUUCGAUCGCUGUGUCAUUUUGCAAAGAUUGUGAUGUUUAUAUGUGCGAAUGUUGUCAUAAGGGUCAUCGGCAAAUGCGAUUCCUCUUUGCUAAACAUCGUGUUGCUUCACUGGAUGAUGGGGAAGUAGUCACCCAUCGGCAGAGUGAUAGGUGUGUAGCGCAUGAACUGCAGAGGAAAGACCUCUUCUGCGAAACAUGCACAGUUCAUGUUUGCCUAAAGUGCGUCGUCGUCGACCACCGAGGUCACGUGAUCAAAAACCAGGAGGAUUUCGAGAAGGACAUUCAGGAGAAGAUAAAUGACAUUAGCCAACAGUGCAGCCGAGGGAAGAAUCGCAUUAAGGAGAAUAUUCGGCGGAUAGAGCAGGCCCGACGCGACAUGCAUGGUACCAUUCAGAAUCUCGAAGGAGGUGUUCUUAAAGUACGUGACAGCAAGCUACAGCGUCUUCAAGGAACGCAGAAUGCACUUGUGGAGAAUUUAAGAUCAGUACAGGGAAGGUUCGACGAGGAACUUGACAUGUUAAAAGCCAACCAGAGAAAAAGGGUAAAGACUAUUAGCAGUUUGUUGUCACUGGUGAUGGUGGACAGACUGAAAAAUCUAGAGGGCGAUAGCUUUUCAGCUCAUUCGCUCGCGUGUGAAGACCUCCAGAAGCUCUUGAAAGAAACAGAUGAUGUAACCAUUGCAGUGGAUCAAAUGAAGAAGGCUGCAAAUGGGGUCGAGUUCUGCUCUGUGGACGAGAGGUUGCUAGACCUGGGUUAUAUGCAGGUCGGAAUGAGGUUGGUGAGGGAAUUAGAUGUUGCCUUUGAUGCUUUGGGAAUGGCAGCGCUGUCUACUGAUGCUGUGGUACUAGUUCCAGGAGGAGGCGGAAAUACAUACAAAAGCUACUUCCUAUCUGGCCGAGAGGAGCCAUAUCUACGUGACUGCAUCAAGGAGCCCUUGCAUGAUCUAACUAUCUUAGCUGAUGGUAGACCUGUCGUGUCUCGUACAACCGAGAUGUGUAGCGUAUAUUCCACCAGCAAUGAUACAUCGUUUAAUUACACUUGCAAGAAAGGGCGGUGGGAUCUCAGGCUAUGCAGAGACCAUCGCGAUAAUGUGUACGCCGUCAACAAGAAUCCAGAGGUAUAUAUUUUCAGUGGUGAGGACCCAAAUCCAAGGAAAGUCGUCCCCAUUAAAAUCAACGCAAUAAAGGUUGCAGUUACCACGACGGGUGUAAUAAUCACAGGUACUUGCAUCUACGCGCCGAGCACAAUCCAUGUCUAUGAUACAGAUGGUCACUUAGGCAGUAGCAUCCAAGCAGAAAAGGAAAACGAAUACUUGUACGCGGCAGUAGAUAGUCAUGAUAGAGUUCUGGUGGCCCGAGUUGAAGGUGGCUCAAAAGUGCUUCGGUUAGCUAGGUACCGUCUUGUAGGUGUAACCCUCAUUGAGGAUAUAAGAUUCAGGGAUCUGAAACUUCCCCAUAAAAUCGGUAGUUCAUCGUUCUGGAAUGCCUUUUGCUGCAUGGUAUCUCUGACGCCCAAACUUGUUGCCAUAGCAACUCGAACCAAACAUCUAUACUUCAUUGAACUGGGCGUUUAACCAUGUUACAAUCGAGGUCUGGAAGAUUAAGGUGUGCAUCCGCAUGGCUCUAGCUAUAGACUCAUAGGCGAUAAUGUUCCCUAUAGAUGGGUUGGGGAUACGUGCACUACAUAGAGGCAAGGUAUGAGCGAAGCGAUCGAGUUGAUUACAAAGCCAUAAUUCUUUUACACUGCUAUCAGUGCAUUGAAAUGGAAAGAUCUUGUGUACGCUGAGAGAUGUUUUAUUAUUCAUGUAAUUGUAUUUUUCAAAUUUAACUAACAACAAAAUUAUUAUGCCCCCUGAUCCCCGGAUAUUUGCGACCGUGCAUAUUUGUCAAAGUGUACUCUGUACAAAAACACUAUUAAUUAUGUAUACAUCCUCGGAAUUUCAAAAAGGGGGAACCACUGUACGUUAAUUAACAAUUAAUCUAUAUAGAAUGAAAGGAGAAGUUUAGCAAUACAUCUUUUCUUUUCAAAUAUCGCACGGGGUGUCACUAGAUGUGUGUUAAGCGAUCCAGAUAAAAACUUCACACCUAAAAGCCCCACGCCAUAUAGAUUUGCCAUCACUCUUUAGAUUAUACCUCAAAGUUCACCAAAAGUAUCCGCCAAAUGCUUCAAUUUGAUUUUUAUAUGUAUUUAUUCAUCAUUCAAUAUUUUUAUCAUGUUUUGUUUGAUGAAUUUUAAACAAUAUCGAUAAUAUCAUCCCUUUUUAUUGCGAUCAGGCAUAUGUUAAUACGGUUCGUGUCGUCUUCAUGUAAUUUCAGCAAAAUGGUAUAUGUUAAAAUUAAGUUGUUUAUAUGUGAAUCGUUAUCAUAUAUACAUGUAUAUCAAUUCAAUUAACUUAUCGAACCAUAAAACAUAACAUAUGUUUACACAGUAAUAUAUGAACACACUAGAAAAGAAAGAUUGCUUAUAUACGUUCCAAGAUCUUGCCAUCUGAUCAUCUCUUCUAAAAGAUGUAGACUAGUCCAGAUUGGACCUUGUUGUUUGGAAGUGCCCUUUCCCAAAGCUAACAUAGAGGGCACAUGUCUCCCAAUCUCUAAUCGGCGGAUUGGCGCUAGACCUUGGUUAUAUUCUGGUGCAUGGUCAUUCUUUUACGAAGAAAAGUUGGUCUUCUAUGGAACAAUUAGUAAAUCAAUGACCCCCCCCCCCCAUUUUCCUGCAUCAGGAUUGUUCGAUGUUUACGUGAUCAUGUAAUGAUUAUUGGAGAGGCCUAUCAUCACCGAUUCGUGUAGCGAUUUAACAUUCAGGACAUAUUUAACAUUAAAUAUAAAAUGGCGCUUAUGAUUGUAAAAACUACUCUGUUGUUGCCGUUGCUCACUGCUUGGGUCAGGAAGAUUUCUAGGCCCCGUCUUGCAAAGAGUUAUGAUUGAUCAAAUCAAUCUCAACUGUAUGGAAAUUCAUCCAUACCAUAACCUUUUCGACAAUAAUCUUUAGUAAACAAGGGAAAUUACACCGAUUCUUCAGGAGAACGAUGAAUGUAUGAAUAUACAUCAUUAUUUAUAAUUUGAACAAAUUUGCAUUUCAGAUGUUGACGUUGCUGGCCAUCCGUAGUUGUGGUUUAUCGGAUCGAUCGAAACUCUUUGUAAGAUGGGGCCAUGGAGAGUUCGUAUUUCCAAUGGAAACCAUAACAAAAACAAAGAAAAAAAAGAUUCUAUCAACUGAAAUCAUAACGGAGAUUACUGAUCAAACCAAGACGGAACCUAUAUGAGCAAAGAAGGUACAAGGGGAUCUGAGAGCACUGAAGAAGAUAGUAGGUCCUACAAUUGUUUUAAUAGCACCACGCCCUAUCCUAUAAUUUAAACUACUAGAAAAGUGCCAUGCGUCACAAUGUAAUGUUUUGGCACUGGAGGAAGAGUUUAACCGUGGAAGCGCCGUGGUGUAACGAUUCUGACUCUCGCCUUCUAAUCAGAG
This is a messenger RNA of Lytechinus variegatus (green sea urchin), 3802 nucleotides long. Its product is annotated as tripartite motif-containing protein 45-like. Bases 18 to 1910 code for a protein of 630 amino acids. The record is from RefSeq and is a predicted model, not a curated record. Gene Ontology annotation, cellular component: chromatin; nucleoplasm. The transcript has a single exon. Gene Ontology annotation, biological process: positive regulation of DNA-templated transcription. NCBI's taxonomy places the organism in Eukaryota, Metazoa, Echinodermata, Echinoidea, Temnopleuroida, Toxopneustidae. Gene Ontology annotation, molecular function: ubiquitin-protein transferase activity; zinc ion binding.